Molecule: messenger RNA, 6529 nt
Organism: Phlebotomus papatasi
Lineage: Eukaryota; Metazoa; Arthropoda; Insecta; Diptera; Psychodidae
Gene: Ubr1
Product: E3 ubiquitin-protein ligase UBR1
Exons: 6
Coding region: 546-5975 (1809 amino acids)
Biological process (GO): protein ubiquitination; ubiquitin-dependent protein catabolic process via the N-end rule pathway
Cellular component (GO): ubiquitin ligase complex; cytoplasm
Molecular function (GO): ubiquitin protein ligase activity; zinc ion binding
Source: RefSeq, a predicted model, not a curated record
ACGGGCGCUAGUGUCGAACAUUUUGUCCGGAAAAGCACGUCGCAAUUUGGUCUCUCUCUGAAAAAGGCUGAGAAAAACGCAUUUUCCCUAGAAAAAUCGUGAUAAAUCUGUAGAAAAAGUAACUAAAAGGUGUAUCUGGCAUUCAAUUCUCUCCGGACACUCAAGUAUCUCACUAUCCACCCACGCAGAAUAAGUCAGAAGGUGUGAUCUCAGAGAGAGAGAGAGAGAGAAAGUGAGCAUCAGGUGAAAAAUCUCCGAUAAAGUUUUUUUUGGACAGGAAAUGCUGUGAAUCGCGAUGAGCAGCUCAUCCUGACCAAAAAGAAAAAUCUCGGCAGUGCCAUUGAUUUGUGCUGUGUUUGUGUAUUGGUGCAAAAUAGCGCACACCCACUCGUGGGGAAGGCAAAAAUUUCUCUGUGAAAAUCGUGAAAAUCAAUUUUUUGUCUGUGAAACUUCUGGGUGAGAGGAAAAAGGAAAACUACGUCGCAAAUUAUAUGUGAGUGAACUUGAAGACAAAAAAAAAUAAAGUUAAUCAGUGCUCGUGAGAGAUGAUAACAAUGAGGGAUAUUGAGGAGAGGCAGGAGAAGGAGAGCCUUCCGGAGAAUCCAUUGAAGACUUGGAGGGCCAAGUAUGACAACAAUUCACUGACCACGGAGGAUUUUAUCAAUUACUUUCACGCCGCCUGUCCAUUCUUCAUCAACAUCAAGGCUGAAGGAGAAGCUGAAACUGUUUGUUUCGACGAGCAGAGCGCCAAAGGAGCGAUUCUCGAUGCACUGGAGAAUUUUAUAUGUGGUGACAAUCCCCAAAAUGUCCUGGACAAACUGAAGUCGGACAACAAUGUGGCGGCUGUCUGUGGGAGAGUUUUUAAGAUUGGCGAACCGACUUACUGUUGUCGUGAAUGUGGUGUAGAUCCCACGUGUGUCCUGUGCGUAAAUUGUUUCAAACAGUCUGCGCAUCGGCAUCACAAAUACAAGAUGGGCACUUCCAAUGGUGGAGGUUGUUGUGAUUGUGGUGAUACAGAGGCCUGGAAGAGGGAUCCGUACUGUGAACAGCAUGUCCAGGGCUUGACUAACAGUCAACCCGAUAAUCCCAUCAUCACGGAAAGAAUGAAGAAAGCCUGUGAAAUGGUUUUUCAUGCUGUUCUCAGUUACUGUUCCACCUCCCUCGAGAUUGAUUGCAAUGGAAAUAUGGCUGGAGUUGAUGAGGAUGAAGACUUUUACUGCACAGUUCUCUACAAUGACGAAACUCACACCUAUGAGCAGGUCAUCCAGACAUUGACGAGAACUGUGGCAUGUCCGCACAAGAAUGCUGUGGAUUAUGUGACGAGUGUGGAUAGGGAUGGACGUGCUGUGGUAUUCUGUGGUUCCUUUUCCGAAUGCAUGCGCCUCAAGGCGGAUGUGGAGAAGCAAUCACUGAGGAAUAUUAUGCAUGCCAAAUCACAGCCAUUGCGUGUGACUGUACUGCAUAAGAAAGCACUGUCCUAUCAGCAAUUUGCCCUGCAACUGCUGGGAUGGUUACAGCAAUUUUUGGUGCAUUGUGCAGCUUUUAGAAAGAUCUUUUGUGAUAUCAUCACCAUGAAUACGGACUACAAUAUUAAUCAUUUGUUGUCGAAUGAUUGUAAAUUGUGGAAGAUGGCCAGAACGAGUUGGCAUAGGGUCUUGAUUUCUGGAAUGUUGAUGGAAUAUGAGAAUAAGAAGAAAUUUGCCGUGGUAUUUACCAAGUUGUAUGCAUCGAUAAUGCAGGACUACAUUAGGGAUGAUCAUGAUCAUUCUUUUUCGAUUGUUUCAAUGAGUGUCCAACUGUUUACAGUUCCUACCAUUGGACAUCAUUUGGUAGCCCAUGAGAGUGCUUUUUUCAUUCUAAUGCAGACCUUCUACACGGAAAGUGUAGAGAAGUAUGUGCAGAAUAAAGUACUGCAAUUUGCCAAGACAACUAUCAAUAUCAAUGUUUUCAAGAGGGCAGCCUAUAUCUUGUACGAUGUGAGGUAUUUACUGAAUAUUGUUCCAGAUGUCUGGACGGAUGAUCUUCGAAAGGGUUUUCUGCAUGGUAUGCAAAUUUUGAUAAAACUUCUGCGAGUUAUGCAAGGAAUGGAUGCAGUACAUCGACAGACUGGUUCACACAUUGAACAUGAGCCAGAAUGGGAGUCUGCUUUCAAUCUGCACAUCAAACUGGCCCAUGUGAUAUCCCUGGCACUUGAUUGGUGCAAGACGGACAAAGUGGUCCUAGUUAAGGUGUACAGGAUGGUGUUAACCUCACUUUCUGAGUCUGAUUUCAUUGUGUCACAGACUGUGACUAAAGUUCAAGAGUUGGCUGAUCAUAGUGUCGCCUGCUUGAUGUACGAUGUAGCUUCACAGCCUGUAUCUAUACACCUACCACUCUCACGCUUCUUUGCCGGCCUCUAUUUGCAUCUGGAGAAAUUUGGUCUGUCCUACUACAGUGUUUCAGCACCAUCAGCUGUAGCUUCAUGUCUCUCACUUGUUCACCUUAUUGAACCUGUUCUCUGCACCCAAACCAUGAUUGCCCAAGUUCAUGCUGGAAUGUGGCGUCGCAAUGGCUAUUCCCUGCUCAAUCAACUGUAUUUCUAUCGGAAUGUAAAAUGUCGUUCAGAGAUGCUGGAUAGAGAUAUUGUAUCUCUGCAAAUUGGUGCUUCAUUGAUUGAAAGCAACGAAUUUCUCAUUCAUCUAAUCAAUAAAUUCAAUCUCAUGAAUUGGGUAUCACCAACUCCGUGGACCUCCUCCGAGGUGGAUUCGAGGUUCACUGAAGAAGAAAAUGUCAGGCAGAGAAUAAAUAUGGUGGAUGAAUUUCUUGAAUUACUCAUCAUUAUCAUUGGUGAGAGGUAUAUGCCUGGCAUUGGUCAAGUAACGGAGGAAGAUAGGAUCAAGAAGGAAAUUAUCCAGCAGCUCUGCAUUAAGCCAUUUUCACACUCCGAACUCAAUCGAACACUGCCGGAUUUUCAGCAUGAGACGGGUAUGGAGAGUGUGAUAAAUGCAGUGGCGAUCUUCAAUAAACCCGCUCAGGCUGAUAGGAAGGGAGUGUAUGAGCUCAAAGAAGAGUUCUACGAUACGUACAACAUGUUCUUCUACCACUACAGCAAGGAAGAGAAAUCGAAGUCUGAAGAGGCCCAGAGGAAGAGGAAGAAUGCUAAGAGGAAUUGCUGCCUACCACCGAAGCUACCAAAGCUGACAGAUGCCUUUUGUAUGAUUGCUAAUCUGCUUCAGUGUGAUGUGAUGCUACUGAUAAUGCAGACAGUUCUGGAGAAGUCAUUGGAUUUGAAGGAGAGAACUUUCUCCGAGGGUCAUUUACAGAAGGUACUCUUCCUGAUUGGCUAUGGGCUACAGGAUGAGGAGAGUGGAAACUAUCCCUUCUUGAUAUUCCAUGAGAAGGCAUUGAAGUGGAAUAUUUUGCAUUUGCUGACGGAAUUGGCAAGUUGUCCGAGAGUUGAAGCUCUAGCUGAGCAUAUUCAGUGGACUGUGAAGAAGUUUAAGGAGAUUCAGGCGAGGGGAGAUGAAGAUGGUGGGGCGGGGAGUAGUCGGGAAGGGGUAGAAAUGGAGGAAGAUACGGCAAUGACGAGUGAUGAGCAGGAAGCGGCUGAGAAGCAGGAGAGAGCAAGGCUUGCGGCUGAGCAUCGGGCUAAGGUGAUGGCUCAGAUGGCUAAUGCCCAGAAGAGUUUUAUGACAGAGAAUGCUGCUCUGUUUGAGAGUACAAAGGUGGAUGUUGAGCGUGAGGAAAUGGCUGAUGCGAUGGAGUGGGAGGUUUUGGAGGUCAGUCAGUCGAUUGCAUGCCUAGGACCGGGAAAAAGGGGACAUUUGGAGGUGGAUGAGAUUGUUUCGUGCAUUUUGUGUUCGGAAGAUGUGAAUGUGAGUAAAGGGGGUCCUUGUAUGGUAUACUCUGCAUAUAUGCAGAAGUCGACUUUGAUCUAUGGACCAGGGAAGAUUUAUCCACAUGUCAGCAGUUGUGGGCAUGUUAUGCAUGCCGAUUGUUGGCUAAUGUACUUUACCAAUGAAGUGGAGAAGGAGACAAGGAGGCCAUAUAGGAAUAGAUCUCCGGCUAGUUUUGAUACGGACAAAAAAGAAUUUCUCUGUCCAUUGUGUCGAUGUCUAAGCAAUACUGUUAUUCCUUUGGCCAGUUCUCUGCCCUUGUACUAUUCGGGGCAUCAUCAUCAGCAUCAUCAUCAGGGAACGGGGGGAAAUGAUAUUUUGGACUUUGGGACUUGGAGUGAGAUCAUGAGGAAAUACAUUGAUGGGAUUGGGAGUGAGGAAGAGGAAAUGCCAGGAAUUUAUGCGAUUCUUGAGGAUUUUGGUUCAAAAACAAAAGAUCUCUUUGGAGAUGCAUGCGUGCCGCUACAGCAGCAAAUUGAUCGGAAUUUGGUGGGGCAUGUGAGUGAUUUUGUGUCCGUGAUGAAGGAAUUGAUUGGGGGCCGGAAGGUUAAUAAGCAUAUUGAGAUGUGGCAGGCAUGUGUGUAUACCAUUCAAGCUGUUGAGAUGCUCCUUAGAGCACAGAGGAAACCCUUAAAGGGUCAUUUGUCCAUAAGGCAGCUGAGUUGCCUUCGGGGAUUGAUAAGAAUGUGUGGUGUAAUGGGUUUUGCCAUGACGGAAAAGGAGAAACGUGAUCUUCUGCCCCAAUUUACAAAAUUCCAUGUUCUAGCACAAUCCAGUUGUAUUCUGGAGACAAAUGUCUUUGAAUCACUCGUGGUGAGUAUCUUUGCCACACCAUGUGUGAUGUAUGUGCAGAAGAAGAAUCAGGAAGAUCUUCAGAAGAGUGAUUGUGUCAUUCCGACUGGACAAUUGAUGGAAUAUUAUAUUUUGAGGGUGGCUUUCUUGCUAAAUAUUGCCAAAAUUCUCAUUACAUUCAAUCCCCCAGUGGAAAUGGAUGAAGAUCCUGAGGAGGGGGAGGAUGAAUUGUACAGAGAGGUUGCCCAGAAGGCUGAGGAGAGGUAUAAAAGGCAGCAGGAAGAUGAGCUAGCGGAGAAAGAGAAAAAAAGUAAGGUUAUGUCGAGUUCACAGGGUGAAAAGUCCAUAAAUAGGGUUAGGGAGGUUCCGGAAGGGGUUGCCAAAGGACCAGAGACAAGUGAAAUGCCAGAAGUCACUGAAGAUGUUCCCAUGGAAGCACCAAAAGAGGAAAAAAAAGAUGAUGACUCAGGUUUAGCCACACUCUUAGCCUUCUUCCGGCUGCACAAUAUCUAUCUCAGUCCCAAAGCCCGUAAGACUAUCACAUCGAGUCAGUUGAUUGGGGAGAUUAAGGAUAAGAUGGUGACUUUCCUAAGAUCAUCCACAAUCCUCUUUCACUUUAUCACAGGCAUAGAGAUGCCAGAGGAAUUUUCAGAUGUGACUGGUGAUACGUUUAAUUUGAUGUGUGAAUAUUUGGGACUUGAUUCAAAUGUCGAAAGUUAUUUUGUGUGCAAGAAAUCCCUGGAACUCAUGACUCUGGCCUCACUGCAUCCCACCAUUGAGGCCAUGAGGAAGGGUGAAACUGACAAAGUAGCUAGUCUGACUUAUCUGCCCGUGAGGGAUCUUGUGGCAUUGCCAGAAGAUUACAGUGACUUGAUCAAUAGUGUGUCCCUCUUCACGUGCCCCAAUAACUCCAGGGAUGACACCCGAAAUCCCACCAUGUGUCUGGUGUGUGGAGAAGUGCUCUGUUCACAGACAUACUGUUGUCAGAAUGAGAUCAACAGGAUGACUGUGGGAGCAUGCACGUACCAUGCCUAUUCCUGUGGAGCUGGAAUUGUUCCACUGCUCAGAAUCCGGGAAUGUGAAGUAAUGUUACUCAGUGUGAGCAAGGGAUGCUUCGUAUCACCGCCAUAUCUCGAUGAAUAUGGCGAAUACGAUGCUGGUCUCAGACGAGGAAAUCCACUGCAUCUGUGCAGGGAGAGGUAUGAAAAAUUACGCCUCAUGUGGCUGAGUCAUGGAUUCUAUGAGGAAAUUGCUAGGACAAUGGAAGUCACAAAUGCAAUGCCACCUACACAAUGGGAGCUGCUCUAGUUAAAAAUCCUAAAUAAAAAAAAUCCCCUAUUCCCCAUUGUUGUCCCACUCACAAUCGCUUCUCGAAAUCCUUCAAAUGUAGCUAUAUAUAUUUAUGAGAAAUCCUCUCAAGUUGUUUCUUUUGGCUAAAACAAAAAAAACUAAAAAAAAAAAACAUCCGUGAAAGAAUUCGCAGGCAGGGAAGUAAUUUUCGGUUCUGUGUACAUAAAGAUAUUCUGACUGUAUUUUUUUCGUAUUUGAUUUUAUUUUUGGGAUCCAAUUGCGGGAUUUUUUUCAGCAUAUUUUGCACAAGAUUCCGCAAUGGAGGUCCCUUUAAGAUUUUUUUUUGAUGAUGAUGAACUUCCUAAAAAGAAGAUGAAUUUGAGAUGAAAGUAUGACGAUAGUGAUCGGUAUGCAGCCAGUCGAUGACGCUUUUUCAAGAAUGAUUGAGUCUCCAUCCUUUUUCUUAACGUUAUAAUUAAAGAAAAAAAAUGUACAUUUUGAUUUAUUUUGGUUUGAUAUUUUUGUGAGAUAUGUUGAGAAAGAGAAAAGAAAUAAAUGAUACAGUAAAUGAA